Molecule: messenger RNA, 1701 nt
Organism: Selaginella moellendorffii
Lineage: Eukaryota; Viridiplantae; Streptophyta; Lycopodiopsida; Selaginellales; Selaginellaceae
Product: pentatricopeptide repeat-containing protein At4g02750
Exons: 1
Coding region: 1-1701 (566 amino acids)
Biological process (GO): RNA modification
Molecular function (GO): RNA binding; protein binding
Source: RefSeq, a predicted model, not a curated record
AUGGAAGAAAGGAAUCUUCUCACAUGGACGGCGAUCGUCACAGCACUUGCCCAAAGAGGGCAUUUGGACAAAGCAAAGAGUUUCUUUGAUCGAAUGCCGCAACGCAGCUUGAUCGCCUGGAAUGCCGUGAUUGUUGGCUACUGUCGCGAGCCCGAGCGAUUGGACGAGGCCAGGGAGCUUUUCGAUGCUAUGCCGGAGAGGGAUUGUGUGUCUUGUAAUGCAAUGAUCGGCAUCUAUGGCGAUAGAGGAGACAUCGCUCAAGCAAGAACGAUAUUCUCGCAAUUCCGGGGCGAGGAAAGUGUGUCUCUGAGCACGGCGAUGGUCGUGGCAUAUUCGCACAAUGGGCAUUUGCUUGAGGCUAGGAAUGUGUUUGAUAGAGCGCUGGAAAAGGAUAUAGUGUUGUGGAAUGCAAUGCUUUGUGGAUACGCACACAAUAGUUGUUUAGAUCAAGCACGGAGUUUUCUUAGCAUAAUGCCCGAGUAUAACACGGCCACCUGGAAUAUUCUAAUAACCGCAAAUGCCCGGGAGAGAGAUGUUUCGUUAGCCAGGGAAGUUUUUGACAAAAUGCCUGUCGAAAAGAAUGUAGUGACAUGGAAUGCAUUGCUAGGCGCUCUCUCUCAAAAUGGCCUCUGUCAAGAGGCACUGAGGCUUUUUCGGCUUAUGGAUCUGGAGGGAAUGCCCUUCAAUGAAGUGACUCUAGUCACAGCACUAGAUUCCUGCGUGGAGAUUGAAGAUGCGAGAAUCCUCCACGACUGUAUAAAUGGAAAAGGCUACGGUUGUAGUGUUUUGGUAGGAAAUGCGCUUGUAAGUUUGUAUUCUAGAUGUGGGUCUCUAGAAGAUGUGAAGUGUGCUUUCGAUGCGAUGCCCACCCAUAGCAUAUCAUCGUGGAAUACCAUGAUCGUUGCAUAUAGCCGGAAUGGACAUAUAGAUCUAGCAAAGACAAUGUUCCAGCAAAUGCCACAGAGGAAUAUCCUUUCGUUGAAUUCGAUGGUCUCGGCAUAUGCCCAAAACGGCCAUAGUGACUUGGCAAUUGAAUUAAAGUCCAGCCAAUUUGAUGAAGUGACACUAGCGGCAUUGGUUGAUGCGUGUGCUAGCUUGAGUGACCCUUUGGAGGGGAGACUAAUCCACAGAGAGGCCGUCAAAGCGGGGCUCCAGGCGGAUCUAACGGUCAGGAACUCGCUGAUCAACAUGUACGGCAAAUGCGGCAGCGUGCGGGAGGCCGCGACUGUCAUGGAGACAAUGACGUGCCGUGACGUGCUAACCUGGAAUGCCAUGCUGACGGCCUAUUGCCAGAACAGCAUGAUCCCAAGUGGACUGGAGAUGUUGCUGGUGAUGAGGAUGGAGGGGAUCGAGCCGGAUACCACCACGCAUUCCAUCGUACUGUCGGCAUUUAGCCACGCUGGCAUGGUGGAAGAUGCCUGCGCGUACGUGGCUGGAUUUGCCGGGCAUUUGGACUCCGACCACUACAUGUGCGUGGUGGAUCUCCUCGGCCGCGCUGGCAUACUCGAUAUGGCGUGGAUGCUGAUUCAGCAGGCGCCACGUCAGAAAGGGGACGAUCCCUUGCUGCCUUGGACAACGCUCCUUGCGGCGUGUAGAAUGCACGGGGAUGGGAAGACUGGCUUAAACGCCGCAAAGAAUGCGAUUAGUUUAAACCCUUGUAAAUCAUCGCCCUACAUUCUCGCCUCCUCAACCAUGUGGUGA